AAGUCUUCAACACAACAACAUUUCUGUUUCAGUUCCUUCACUUUGGCUGGUCCAGUCUUUCCUCGAGUGUCUUUCUCAUUUCUUCCAUUCUCGAAUUCCAAUCUCUGCAGGUUCUGUGAACCCUUUUUCAGCUGUAAAUUAUACCAUCAACUUUUUUCUUCAUCUCUUUGACUAGAGACAUUCAGCACUCCUUCAAAAUGAAGAGCUCUAUCCUCCUUUCCAUUGCGGCCAUCGCCGCCCAGGUCAUCGCCCUCCCCACUCUGGCAGAUCGAUCCGUGGCUCUUCCCAUCAGAGACCUCGACUUCCCGGCUCAAGCUGAUGUCAGGCCUGUUCUGCGCCGUGGCAAGGGCCAGCAAGCCGGUGACAACGCCGAUGUCCAGCAGGAAGGCGAGAACCAAGGCGAGAACGGCGUAGCCGAGAAGAAGGCCAAGAAGGACGCCGCUGCAGCCGGAGGAGCCGAUGCCGCAGCCGGCGGUGCCGCCAACAACGGAACUGCCAACGCCGGAGGCAAGAAGAAGGCCAAGAAGGGCAAGAAGAACGCGCAGGCCAAGGCCGCGGGCAAGAAGAACAAGGGCAAGAAGAACAACGACGGUGGCGCUGCCAACAACGGAACCGCCAACGCCGCCGACGGUGGAGCGGCUGGAGGAAAGAAGGCCAAGGCCGCCAAGAACAACGCUGCCGCGAAGAAGAACAACGCUGCCGCCGACAACGCAGCUGGCGGCGCGGCUGGUGGUGGUGCUGCCAACAACGGAACUGCGAACGCUGAUGGCAAGAAGAAGAACGGAAAGAAGGCCAAGGCUGCCGAGAACAACGCUGCUGGAGGUGACGCUGCGAAGAACAACCAGGCGGCUGACGGCAACAACAUCCUCUCUUCCAUCCUCGGGAGCAUUGGUGGAGGCGGUGCAGGUGGCAACGCUGCCAACGCCGGUGGUGCCAACAAGGCCCAGGCUGACCGGUCUUCUCGGACGUGAUGAGGAGUCAGCCGACCUGGCUGAGCGUGACGGCCACGAGCUUGUCCAGCGCGGCGAGGAGGAAGCCGAUCUGGAAUAAGCGGGAGUGGACGCUCGACUGUUGAGCGGCUCCAGAUGCCGAGGCCCCAGGGCAACAAGCCGAGUCGGAGCCUGGGACGGUUCCGGGCGGUCCCAGCGAUCACCGGAGCGGUUUUGACGGGCUCGACCGGUGGCAAGUAUGAAGCAAAGGCAGCUACGCUGGUAGAGCUGUUUCCGAGUGUGUUUGUCUCGAGGACGGAAAAGAAAUGAAUUUUUUUGUUUGGUUGGUGCGCACAUCUCGCUAGCCUGAUCUCACUUGAGAUUUCAGUAGGCAGCUGUUUCUGUCAUCGCCGAUGGGCUUCCUGAGGCAUACACGGGAAUCUUCACUCAAUGAACAAGAGGUCCUUGGGAUUUGUACAACUCUUUGUAAUGUUCUGGGACAGUUUUCAUUUGUAGGAAAUUGAAUGAA
Messenger RNA from Colletotrichum phormii, 1458 nucleotides. RefSeq lists its product as uncharacterized. The record is from RefSeq and is a predicted model, not a curated record. Bases 198 to 971 code for a protein of 257 amino acids. Lineage: Eukaryota; Fungi; Ascomycota; Sordariomycetes; Glomerellales; Glomerellaceae. The transcript is spliced from 3 exons.